GAGCGUCACACCUGUGUGCAGUUUGAGGCGCUAAUGACUUCAGGCUGUACAUCUGUGGUGUUGCUGUCUUCAGCCGUUUGUUCCUCAGGAGAUCCCUGCUCAGCCUGAUCCCAACCUGCUGCUGCUGCUGCUAAUACUUAUUCCACCAGAGCAGAGGAACAGGAUCUGUACACUCGCCACACACCUGAGACGGCUAGCAGGAGUUGACCCAGCAUCAUGGACGUCAUCUUCCAGUUGCUGUUCUCUCCUCUUCCGACCCCAGUGGUCAUCUCCCUGAUCGUGGUCGGCGUUGCAACCCUGUUUUACCUCAACGCCCGGCCCAGUCCGGUCCGCAGCCCAGCCGACCUCAACCGCCAGACUCUAGGGGUCAAGGAUGGUGCAAGAAAAACGGCCAUGUUGGAGGACAACAACAACCUGAUGUCAUAUCGCUACAAUGAUGCAAAAACCCUGUAUGAGGUCUUUCAAAGGGGCAUUAAGGUUUCAGGUAACGGACCGUGUUUGGGCUACAGAAAGCCUGGGAAGCCUUACCAGUGGCUGAAGUACAAACAGGUGUCUGACAGGGCACAGUAUCUGGGGUCAGGACUCCUUCACAAAGGUUUGAAGCCCAAUUCUGAUACAUUCAUUGGUAUCUUUGCUCAGAACAGACCUGAGUGGAUUAUCGGUGAGAUGGCGUGUUACACGUACUCCAUGGUAGUGGUCCCCCUGUACGACACUCUGGGUCCUGAGGCUCUCGUCUUCAUUAUCAACCAAGCUGGGAUCUCUAUGGUGCUCUGUGACAACCAGAAGAAAGCAGAAGUGCUGCUUCUGAACCACGAAAAAGGCCAAACUCCCGUUCUCAAAACUGUUGCGCUCAUGGACUCGUUCAGCCCCGAGUUGAUCGAGCGAGGAAAGAAGUGUGGUGUGGACAUCGUCUCCAUGGAGGACUUGGAGGCACUGGGAAAAAAUAACCUUCAAAAGCCAGUAUAUAACCAGGUUCAGAGUGGAGCCACGUCUCCCUUUCAGAAAUGGCUGCUGAACUUUGCAGCAGAGAGGAAGUACGCUGAGGUGAAGGAUGGCAUCGUCAGGAAAAACAGCAUAUGGGACAAACUCAUUUUCCACAAAGUCCAGGAGUCUCUGGGGGGCCGUGUGAGGAUGAUGGUGACUGGCGCUGCACCCAUAUCACCAUCUGUUCUCAACUUCCUCAGGGCUGCCCUAGGCUGCCAGAUCUUUGAAGGAUACGGUCAGACAGAGUGUGCAGCUGCCUGCACGUUCACCUUACCAGGAGAUGCCACUGCUGGUCAUGUUGGCGUGCCUCUGCCUUGCAAUUUUGUGAAGUUGGUUGAUGUGGAAGAGAUGAACUACUUUGCUUCAAAUGGUGAAGGAGAGGUUUGCAUUAAGGGCACAAAUGUAUUUAAGGGCUACUUGAAAGACCCAGAAAAGACUGCAGAGGCCUUGGACAAGGAUGGCUGGCUUCACACUGGCGAUAUUGGUAAAUGGCUUCCGAGUGGAGUCUUGAAGAUUAUUGACCGUAAAAAGAACAUCUUCAAGCUGGCUCAGGGAGAAUACAUCGCCCCGGAGAAGAUCGAGAACGUGUAUGUCCGCUGCGGCCCUGUGGCCCAAGUGUUUGUGCAUGGAGACAGUCUGCAGUCGAGUCUGGUUGCCAUUGUGGUACCUGAUGCUGAUGUCCUGCCAGGUUUUGCAAAAAGUCUUGGCAUCCAAGGCUCCAUUGAAGAACUCUGCAAGAGCACAGAAGUUAAAAAGGCCAUAAUCACAGAUAUGACCAAACUAGGAAGAGAAGCAGGUCUGAAGUCAUUUGAGCAGGUGAAAGACGUGCAUCUCCACCCGGAGCUCUUCACCAUCGAGAACGGCCUGCUGACUCCCACCUUGAAGGCGAAGAGGGCUGAGCUCAAAGAGCUGUUCCAGCCACAGAUUGACAAACUUUAUGCUGACAUCCAAUAAAUUAACCCUCAAACAGAAAA
Poecilia latipinna (sailfin molly) is the source of this 1958-nucleotide messenger RNA. RefSeq names its product long-chain-fatty-acid--CoA ligase 5-like. Gene Ontology annotation, molecular function: arachidonate-CoA ligase activity. The coding region runs from base 217 to 1938 and encodes 573 amino acids. The record is from RefSeq and is a predicted model, not a curated record. Gene Ontology annotation, biological process: positive regulation of long-chain fatty acid import across plasma membrane; long-chain fatty-acyl-CoA biosynthetic process. Gene Ontology annotation, cellular component: mitochondrion; membrane; endoplasmic reticulum. Lineage: Eukaryota; Metazoa; Chordata; Actinopteri; Cyprinodontiformes; Poeciliidae. The transcript is spliced from 18 exons.